AUGAGUGUAGUCGUACCAGCCUACAAUGAAGAAGAGCGUCUAACAGUUAUGCUGGAGGAAGCGGUUGAGUACCUUGAAGCCGAAUACGGGCGGAAGCCCAAACAACUAGAGAAGUCCAAGGUUACUCGAGAGCAGCCUUCUGGGCAUAGAGUUGUCGGAGGAUAUGAGAUAUUAAUCGUUAACGAUGGUAGCUCGGACAAGACAGUCGAAGUCGCCUUAGAAUUUGGUCGACGCCAUAAUCUACAUGAUAUCCUGAGAGUCUGUACUCUUAAGACGAACCGAGGAAAGGGUGGCGCAGUGAUCCAUGGGUUUCGGCACGUGAGGGGCGCAUAUGCCUUAUUUGCGGAUGCCGAUGGUGCCAGUCGCUUCACGGAUGUGCACAAAUUGGUGGAAGGAUGUAAGGAAGUCGUAGAUGCUUCGGGCCGGGCCGUCUCCGUAGGCAGUCGCGCGCACCUCGUCGAGAGUGAGGCCGUUGUCAAGCGUUCGCUCAUCCGGAAUGUUCUGAUGCACUCGUUCCACCUGCUCCUCCUUCUCCUGACCCCGCCCGCUACGUCACGGAUACGUGACACACAGUGCGGCUUCAAACUAUUCUCUCGCCCGGCACUUCCGUAUAUUGUGCCGUACAUGCACGCCGAGGGCUGGAUCUUCGAUGUAGAAAUGCUAAUGCUAGCAGAGAGUGCACCGCCUGCACUGCUCCCAGGUGGCGGCGAGACGGAUGCGGGCAUCAGAGUCAAAGAGGUCUUUAUCGGGUGGAAAGAGGUGGGCGGCAGUAAACUUAAUGUAAUCUGUGAUAGUUUGGGUAUGGCUUAUGGACUUGCCUUGCUUAGGGCUGGCUGGAUGCUCGGGGUAUACAGACGUUGGUGA
Molecule: messenger RNA, 864 nt
Organism: Blumeria graminis f. sp. triticale
Lineage: Eukaryota; Fungi; Ascomycota; Leotiomycetes; Helotiales; Erysiphaceae
Source: the annotation of a GenBank genome assembly